Chrysoperla carnea is the source of this 6688-nucleotide messenger RNA. RefSeq lists its product as uncharacterized. The transcript is spliced from 5 exons. NCBI's taxonomy places the organism in Eukaryota, Metazoa, Arthropoda, Insecta, Neuroptera, Chrysopidae. The record is from RefSeq and is a predicted model, not a curated record. The annotation marks the transcript as partial.
UUAUUUGCUAAUUUAAAUAAAGCUAAUGUGAUACAGCAAAUCAAUACUGAUGGUACCAAGUUCAAUCAGGUUGAGCAGCAACAAACAAAAUAUGAUAAUAAAUCACCACUAUUUGAGAAUAUAAAUAAUUCAAAUAAUGAUCGUCAAGUCAAUCGUGUAAGAAUAUUUCAUGAUUUAUCAAAGAAAUAUACAAUUUACAAAGAUUACACAAGUAAGGAAUGUUAUAUUGACAAAAAAUUAAAUAAUAAAAAAAUAAAAAAAAUAUUGUACGUAUCAGAGGUGAAAUUAACUAAAGAACAGUUGUUAUCAUUAACGAAUAAAAAAAUUUAUAAAGUUUGUAAAAACUUCCCAAUUUAUGUAUUAGAUUCAAAUAUACAUUUAACAAAAAUUAACCAUGGUGAUAAUAAAAUUGGUAAAAAAGGAAAACAGACUGCACAUAAUAGAAGACCAAAACGAUCACCUUCUCGUAAAUAUCACGGCCAAACACAAUCGCAGUAUUUAUCUCUGAGUGAAGCUGAUAAAGAUGGAAAAGCUGAAGCUGAAUCAACUCGCGAUGGCACAAGAGCUGUAGUCACCGGCAGUGGAAUUGGACAAGCUCAAAGCCAAUCGGGAAGCGAAGGAGACUGCGAUGACUGUCUUGGACUUCCAAAAUAUUCAGAUGUCCACCGUGAAAUACCUGGACAAACAACAGGAGGUCCAUCAAAACUAUAUUGGCCUACAAAGGACCAUAAGCCAGAUGGAGGAAGAACUGAUGUAACAGGUGGAAAUAUACCAGGGCAAGGUGGUGUUGAUAACAUUUAUGGAGGAGGCUCAGGAACUGCAGGCAGAGGAAACAUACCAGGGCAAGGUGGUGUUGAUGGCAUUUACGGAGGCGGCCCAGGAACUACAGGUGGUGGAAAUAUACCAGGGCAAGGUGGUGUUGAUAACAUUUAUGGAGGAGGCCCAGGAACCACAAGUAGUGGAAAUAUACCCGGGCAAGGUGGUGUUGGUAACAUUUACGGAGGAGGACCGGGAACCUCAGGUAGAGGAAACAUACCAGGGCAAGGCGGUGUUGAUAACAUUUAUGGAGGAGGCCCAGGAACCACAAGUGGGGGAAAUAUACCCGGGCAAGGUGGUGUGGGUAACAUUUAUGGAGGAGGGCCAGGAACCACAGGUGGAGGAAAAAUACCAGGGCAAGGUGGUGUUGAUAACAUUUUUGGAGGGGGCCCAGGUACCACAAGUGGUGGAAAUAUACCCGGGCAAGGUGGUGUUGGUAACAUUUACGGAGGAGGACCGGGAACCUCAGGUAGAGGAAACAUACCAGGGCAAGGCGGUGUUGAUAACAUUUAUGGAGGAGGCCCAGGAACCACAAGUGGGGGAAAUAUACCCGGGCAAGGUGGUGUGGGUAACAUUUAUGGAGGAGGGCCAGGAACCACAGGUGGAGGAAAAAUACCAGGGCAAGGUGGUGUUGAUAACAUUUUUGGAGGGGGCCCAGGUACCACCGGUAGAGGAAAUAGACCUGGACAAGGUGGUGUUGAUAGCAUUUAUGGAGGCGGCUCAGGAACCACAGGUAGAGGAAAUAUACCAGGGCAAGGUGGUGUUGGUAACAUUUAUGGAGGAGAGCCAGGAACCACAGGUGGUGGAAAUAAACCAGGGCAAGGUGGUGUUGGUAACAUUUAUGGAGGCGGCUCAGGAACCACAGGUAGAGGAAAUAUACCAGGGCAAGGUGGUGUUGGUAACAUUUAUGGAGGAGAACCAGGAACCACAGGUGGUGGAAAUAUACCAGGGCAAGGUGGUGUUGGUAACAUUUAUGGAGGAGGGCCAGGAACCACAGGCAGAGGAAAUAUACCAUCUGGAGGCCAAGGUGGUGUUGAUAACAUUUAUGGAGGGGGCCAAGGAACUGGAGGUAGAGGAAAUAUACCACCUACAGGGCAAGGAGGUGCAGAUAAUAUCUAUGGAGGAGGGCCUGGAACUGUAGGUAGAGGAAAUGUACCAACUGCAGGACAAGGUGGUGGAGAUAAUAUUUAUGGAAGUGGUCCAGGAUCUACAGGUAGAGGAAUCAUACCAGGUAUAGGGCAAGGUGGCGUUGAUAGCAUUUAUGGAGGCGGCCCAGGAACCACAGGUAGAGGAAAUAUACCAGGGCAAGGUGGUGUUGAUAGUAUUUAUGGAGGCAGCCCAGGAACCACAGGUAGAGGAAAUCUACCAGGGCAAGGUAGUGUUGAUAGUAUUUAUGGAGGUGGCCCAGGCACCACAGGUAGAGGAAAUAUACCAGGGCAAGGUGGUGUUGAUGGCAUUUAUGGAGGCAGCCCAGGAACCACAGGUAGAGGAAAUAUACCAGGGCAAGGUAGUGUUGAUGGCAUUUAUGGAGGCGGUCCAGGAACCACAGGUAGAGGAAAUAUACCAGGGCAAGGUGGUGUUGAUGGCAUUUAUGGAGGCAGCCCAGGAACCACAGGUAGAGGAAAUAUACCAGGGCAAGGUAGUGUUGAUGGCAUUUAUGGAGGCGGUCCAGGAACCACAGGUAGAGGAAAUAUACCAGGGCAAGGUGGUAUUGAUAGCCUUUAUGGAGGGGGUCAAAGAACUGGAGGUAGAGGAAAUAUACCACCUACAGGACAAGGGGGUGUAGAAAAUAUUUAUGGAGGAGGACCUGGAACUGUAGGAAGAGGAAAUGUACCAACUACAGAACAAGGUGGCACAGAUAAUAUCUUUGGAGGUGGCCCAGGGUCCACAGGUAGAGGGAAUAUUCCUUCUACUGGACAAGGAAAUGUGGAUAGUGUACAUAGUAUUGGUCCAGGUACCUCUGGAAGAGGUAGCAUUUCAAUUUCUGGGCAAAGAGAUGUAGAAAAUAUUUAUGGAAGACAUCCUGUAGAUUUACAUCAAGGAAUCGAUUCAUCAGGGCAUUCUUUUACGUUUUCUGGGCAGUUUUCUGGUUCAGGACAAAUACAUGGUGACAAGAGACUAUCUGGUUUAUACCAAAAACCUGAUGGAUCCAGAGAUUAUACUUCUACUCAAACUGGUCAAGGACCAACUGGUGGAACCUAUGGUGUAAGACCUGAUGGGCCUAGAGGAGAUUACACUGGACCAGGAUCUGCUGGUGGUACAUACGAUGGUUCUUCUGGUGGGCGAGGAGGCGUAUACCCUCCCACAACUACCGGUCAAGGGCCAACUGGGGGAACUUAUGGUGUAAGGCCGGACGGGUCUAGAGGAGAUUAUACUGCACCUGGAUCUACUGGUGGGACAUACGAUGGAACAUCUGGAGGGCGUGGAGGUGUUUACCCUCCUACAACGACUGGUCAAGGACCAACUGGUGGAACUUACGGUAUUAGACCUGAUGGGUCUAGAGGAGAUUACACUGGACCAGGAUCUACUGGUGGUACAUACGAUAGCACUUCUGGUGGGGGAGGUGGCGUAUUUCCCCCUACUACAACUGGUCAAGAACCAAGUGGUGGAACUUACGGUGUAAGACCUGACGGGACUAGAGGAGAUUAUACUGGGCCUGGAUCUACAGAUGGAACAUACGAUGGAACAUCUGGAGGGCGUGGAGGUGUAUAUCCUCCCACAACUACCGGUCAGGGACCAACAGGUGGAACCUAUGGUGUAAGACCUGACGGAUCUAGAGGUGAAUAUACUGGGCCUGGAUCUACUGGAGGAACAUACGAUGGAAUAUCUGGAGGUCGUGGAGGUGUAUACCCUCCUACAACGACUGGUCAAGGACCAUCUGGUGGAACAUACGGAGUGGGGCCUGAUAGAUUUGGUGGAACCUAUGGUGUAAGACCUGAUGGGUCAAGAGGUGAUUAUACUGGGCCUGGAUCUACUGGUGAAACAUACGAUGGAACAUCUGGAGGGCGUGGAGGUGUAUACCCUCCUACAACGACUGGUCAAGGACCAUCUGGUGGAACAUACGGUGUUAGACCUGAUGGGUCUAGAGGCAAUUAUGCUGGACCUGGAUCUUCUGGUGGAACAUACGAUAGAACAUCUGGAGGGCGUGGAAGUGUAUACCCUCCUACCACAACUGGUCAAGGACCAUCUGGUGGAACUUACGGUGUCAGACCUGAUGGGUCUAGAGGUGGUUAUACUGGACCUGGAUAUACUGGUGGAACAUAUGAUGGAACUUCUGGAGGACAUGGAGGCGUAUACCCUCCAACUACUACCGGUCAAGGACCAACUGGUGGAACCUAUGGUGUAAGACCUGAUGGGUCUAGAGGAGAUUACACUAGACCAGGAUCUGUUGGUGGUACACACGAUAGCACUUCUGGUGGGCGAGGAGGCGUAUACCCUCCCACAACUACCGGUCAAGGACCAACAGGGGGAACUUAUGGUGUAAGACCUGAUGGGUCUAGAGGAGAUUAUAAUGCACCUGGUUCGACUGGUGGAACAUACGAUGGAUCAUCUGGAGGGCGUGGAGGUGUAUACCCUCCUACAACGACUGGUCAAGGACCAACUGAUGGGUCUAGAGGAGAUUACACUGGACCAGGAUCUACUGGUGGUACAUACGAUGGCUCUUCUGGCGGGCGAGGUGGCGUAUUUCCUCCUACUACAACUGGUCAAGGACCAACUGGUGGAACUUACGGUGUCAGACCGGAUGGGUCUAGAGGAGAUUAUACUGGACCUGGAUCUAUUGGUGGAACAUACGAUGGAACUUCUGGAGGGCAUGGAGGCUUAUACCCUCCCGCAACUACCGGUCAGGGACCAACAGGUGGAACCUAUGGUGUAAGACCUGACGGAUCUAGAGGUGAAUAUACUGGGCCUGGAUCUACUGGAGGAACAUACGAUGGUACUUCUGGUGGGCGAGGAGGCAUAUACCCUCCCACUGGUGAAGGACCAACUGGGGGAACUUAUGGCGUAAGACCUGAUGGAUCUAGAGGAGAUUAUACUGGACCUGGAUCUACUGGUGGAACAUACGAUGGCACUUCUGGUGGGCGAGGAGGCGUAUACCCUCCUAGAACUACCGGUCAAGGGCCAACUGGGGGAAUUUAUCCUCCAGGUCAGAUUGGACAGUUAGAUAAAUAUUCCGAACAGGAAGGAGAUUUAGCAAGUGGUAGAGAUGAUUCAAAUUCUUUGGCUGAAAGUUCUGUACAACAAACCGAAAAUGGUACACAAUCUAGUGCUUCAUCGAGUGGUACUUAUCAAGGUAGUACAGCUCAAGCGCAAGUCAGUGGCACUUACAGCGGUUCUGGUGGUUUUAGUGCGCAAGCAGGAACAUCAGAUGUAAAUAAAGCAGCUCAAACACAAGUGUCUGGUGGUUCUCAUGGUGCUUCUAGCUCUGCACAAGGCCGUGGUGGUAAAGGUAAAUCACAGUCACAAGUCCAAUUGAAUUCAAAAACUGGGGCUACUACGAGUGAUGCGCAGAGUAGCGGUAUAAACCACGGCACAACUAGUCAAGUACAAGCAGGUGCUAAGGGUGGAAUGGCUGAUGCUCAAGCUAGUGGCUUGGGAAGUACGUCAUCACAAGCACAAAUUGGUUUCCAACCUUAUCAUGAAAGUAAAAAAGCUGAACACGAUAAGCAAGGAAAAGUGUUUAUAGGAGGAGGAACAUCCAGUGCUCAAAGUGGAUCGCACUCGGGUCAAUCACAAUCACAGCUGUUUGGCACGUUUAAGCAUGGUAUAAGUUACACUGGAGCUGCACAGGCUGGGUCUGGAACCAAAGAAAGUAUUGAAAAAGCUAGAAAUCAACCACGCCCACCAGCUUUAGUAAAUUUUGCUAACAAUGCUACAAUAGAUGAUUUUACUGGUUUUUCAUUAAAUGGAAAAGCUGAACCAUCAAAAAUUAUAACUAACAACGAAUUGUUAUCAACGUCAGAAACAAAACAAAAAAAAGAACUUGAAGAAGUUGAAGAUGUCGAAGAAAUUGAAACACAAAAACCAGUGAUACAAACUGAAAGUCCAAAAACGACCACAGAAAAGGAUUUACAAACCGAUACUCCUUUACCACCAGAUUAUUUAUAUGAAGACGAAUAUGAUAUGAAUGACGACGAUGAAUAUGCUGAAGCUACCGAUGAAUCCCCUACUCAUUUGUCUUUAAAAAGUAGUAAGAGAACCAUGAUUAUCGAUCAAACAUCACCAACUCAAGUACAGUCAAUAUCAAUAGGUAGUCCAUUACAAAAAGAUUUAAAUGUAAAAAUUAAAAAGGAUAGUUACAAUGGUUUAAAAGAGGGUAUGGUUAUUAAUCCAGGUCAAGCUAUACCUGGCACUCCCGGCUAUAAAAUUCCACCAGGAUUUCGCGGUAGAGUAACAUCAAUUGCUAGUGCUGAUGAUGCAAUUGCAGAAGGAGUUCCUGGUACUCAUUCACAAGCACAGAGUAUCAAAAUAGGUAGCACAAACGCAUCUAAUCGAUUACGUAGUUUAAAUACAUCAUCAAAUAAUAAAAAGUAUUCGUAUACUCCAAAAACAAUAAGUCCAUUAUUACGCAGUAUUAAUACUGCACCAAUUGGAUCUAAUAAUAUGCAUGACAGCUUUGUGUCAGUAACUAAAUCAGUAACUGGAGAUUUUACAGGAGAUAAAUCAAUCCCAAAUAAAAAAUUUGAGCAUACAUAUUAUACAAAAUCGUCAACAUGUGGAUAUUUUACAUUUUCGUGUAACAUAGUUUAUGGUACAAAUGGUAGAACAAAAAUAUGUAAACCUAAAGCUCCGAUUAGCUCUGACGGUACACCUAUUAAUAAUUGUUAAGAUGUUUAAAAGUAAUAAUAAAAAUUUAUUAAAUUUAGUUAUGAUG